Sander lucioperca (pikeperch) is the source of this 811-nucleotide messenger RNA. RefSeq lists its product as uncharacterized. Gene Ontology annotation, molecular function: DNA binding. The transcript has 2 exons. Lineage: Eukaryota; Metazoa; Chordata; Actinopteri; Perciformes; Percidae. Gene Ontology annotation, biological process: DNA recombination; DNA integration. The coding region runs from base 35 to 790 and encodes 251 amino acids. The record is from RefSeq and is a predicted model, not a curated record.
GACAGCAAGUUUAGCUUCUGAGAACUUGGCAAAGAUGGCAUCACCACAAGUCUAUGGUGAAUUUUGCAGAGCAACUUUGGCAAAAAUAAUACUGUUCAACCGACGACGUGGAGGAGAAGUUGCAAAAAUGCAACUAAAGGCUUUCCUAGAGAAGGACACAUCUGCCCUCCAUAAAGAUGUUGCUGUUGGCCUGACAAAGUUUGAACAAAAACUUUGCAAACAUUUCAGCCGUGUGGAAAUUAGGGGCAAAAGAGGGCGAAAGGUUGCUGUGCUGCUAUCUCCAGAUAGGGUUGAUUCAUUGACACAACUCAUAAGCAAAAGAAAACACUGUGGAGUACCAGAGGAGAACAAAUUUUUGUUCGCAAGACCCCACUGUUUGACUCCUUACAGAGGACAGGACUGUUUAAGGGCUUAUGCAAAUGAGUGUGGCGCUCAGAACCCAGAACUCCUUAGGUCAACACAGUUACGGAAACAUGUUGCAACCUUGUCCCAGGUCCUGAACCUCAAAAACCAUGAGAUGGACCAAGUUGCUGACUUCCUAGGCCAUGAUAUUCGUGUCCACAGAGAGCAUUACAGGCUUCCAGAAGCUACAACUCAGCUGGCUAAAAUAUCAAAACUGCUACUUGCUAUGGAGAAAGGGUCCCUUACAAAUCUUCAAGGCAAAACACUUGACGAGAUUGAGAUUGAAGAUAACAUUGACUUCACUGAUUCUGAACUAAGUGAAGAGAGUGACACUGAGGAAGAUGAUAACCCGCCAUAUCCACAGACAGAAAUGGGCAAGUGCAGCUAAAUCUAUGAAAAGAUUGAUCAU